Messenger RNA from Argiope bruennichi, 8585 nucleotides. RefSeq names its product diacylglycerol kinase delta-like. Gene Ontology annotation, biological process: intracellular signal transduction; lipid phosphorylation; diacylglycerol metabolic process. Bases 333 to 4385 code for a protein of 1350 amino acids. The transcript is spliced from 29 exons. The record is from RefSeq and is a predicted model, not a curated record. NCBI's taxonomy places the organism in Eukaryota, Metazoa, Arthropoda, Arachnida, Araneae, Araneidae. Gene Ontology annotation, molecular function: protein binding; ATP-dependent diacylglycerol kinase activity.
CUGUCUUCGGGACAGCUUUAUCGCAUCCAAGUUUACAACAUUUCACUUUGAGAAAAGCUUUUCCACCUUUGUACUCUCCUGAUAAAAUCGCUGCAUUUCAGAUGUGUUUUUUGUAGCCCGUCGUUUCCCGAGUUCUGAUUGAUAGCUACAGCAGCUUGGUGUAGCAGCCGACGUGGAUUGAGAAUAUCUCUGUGGUUGUGUUAAGUGAUGCUUUAAUACCUCCUGUGCAUAUAGUUUUCCGUCGCUAAAUCUAAACCUCGCUCAUGCGAAUGAUGACGUAAGCAUUUUGUGAUGUGCCUUAUUAACGUUUUUGGAUUACUUCUUGAUUUUUUAUGCAAUGUAAUGAGUUUUUGGAUUACGGAUACUUCAAGUUGCAGUUCAUUUACAUGAUUUGUGUUUCAAUGAAGAAUAUGUUAUCGGGUACAAUGUAUCGGUGCUAUGUGACGAAUGAGAAUUUAAAAAAUUCGGUUUGUAUCAAAGAAGGUUAUUUGAUGAAACAAAUUGGUUCGUUUCAGCGAUGGCGGAGAAGAUAUUUCAAAAUAAAACCUCGAAAAUUAUAUUUUGCAAAAGAUAGCAAGUCUGCAAUUUUUGAAGAAGUAGAUCUUACUGACUUAAGCAUUGCAGAAUGUAGCAUAAAAAAUGUUAAUCAUAGUUUUGAGGUUAUAACUCCAUUUCAAAAGUUAAUACUUUGCACUGAAUCUCGUCGAGAAAUGGAAGAUUGGAUAACAGCCUUUAAGAAUGUCAGUAACAAGGAUUUUUAUGAGGGUACAGAUAAUCAAGAGUUUUUAUCAGGACAGCAUAACUGGUGUAUAACAAAUCAUGCUCGGCCAACAUUCUGCAAUGUAUGUCGUGAAGCUUUACCUGGAGUACGGUCUACAGGAUUAUCUUGUGAAGUAUGUAAAUUCAAAGCCCAUAAACGUUGUGCCAUAAAAGCUCCCAACAAUUGUAAAUGGACCACAUUAUCUUCUGUUGGAAAAGAUAUUAUUGAAGAUGAGGAUGUUAAUUUAGCUAUGCCUCAUCAAUGGUUGGAAGGUAAUUUGCCUGUAAGUGCAAAAUGCAGUCUCUGUGAUAAAACUUGUGGAAGUGUAUUAAAAUUACAAGAUUGGAAGUGCCUAUGGUGUCGAGCUUUGGUUCACCAUACAAAUUGUAAAGCUCAAUAUCCUCAAAAAUGCCCACUUGGAGUAUGUCGUGCAUCCAUUGUCCCACCUACUUCCCUUCACAGUAUUGGAAAUGAUGAAUCUUGGGAAGCGAUCUGUCCUCUUGGUUGCAGCCCAUUGUUGGUAUUUGUCAAUUCAAAGUCAGGUGAUAAUCAAGGUGUCAUGUUUCUCAGGCGAUUUAAACAACUGCUCAAUCCUGCACAAGUCUUUGAUCUCAUGAAUGGUGGACCCCGCCUUGGAUUACAGAUGUUUAGGACAUUUAAUCCUUUACGUGUUUUGGUUUGUGGAGGUGAUGGAAGUGUUAGUUGGGUUUUGACUGAAAUUGAUAAACUUAGCAUGAAUAAACAAUGUCAGGUAGGAGUAUUACCCUUAGGAACAGGAAAUGACUUGGCUCGGGUAUUAGGUUGGGGUUCAUCUUGUAAUGAUGAUGCUCAGCUUCCUCAAAUGUUGGAGAAUUAUGAAAAAGCUACAGUCAAAAGCCUUGAUAGGUGGUGUAUAAUGACAUAUGAGAAAUCCAUGAUCACUCCUAGGAAAACCUCAGGUCCAAAAACUGAAGAUCUAUCUCCUUCAUCUUCUAGUGAUAAUGAUGAUUCUGUUGACCGAUUUAUAGCUACAGUGUUCCAAUCUGAUCAGCCUUAUUUAGUUAUCUCUUCUUUAAACUUCUUAUUGAAAAAUGGAAACAAACUUUUAGCUAGAGUGACAGCUAAAAUGAAAGAAAAGUCUGGAAAUGUUGAUGAAGACAUCUGUUACAAAAAAUUCCAGUUGAUUAUGGAGAAGUUAGGGAAAAUGUUGAUUUCCAUGACUGCUGAUGAAAUUGCUUCGAAGUUACUCCAUGAGCAAAAAGAAGAAGAAAGAGUUACUGAAUCUCCCGAGAGUGAUACUAUACCAGCUGAAGUGCCUCAGAGUCAAUCUAAAAAGAUUCCUUUUGUUGAACGAGAAGCUCUUAUGUCUAGAACAAAUAGCUUGAAAAAAGCAGUUUGGCAAAUAUUUGACUGCAUUGAAACAGUUGUUGAUGAACAGAAUGCUGAAAGUAGAGAGAGGGAUAGUAAAAAAUCUCCUGAACCUUCUUUGUCAUCAGAACAAGCAAGUAAUUUAGAUAAUAGAUCUGAUUCAACAUUGCCUGCUGGUCUUGAAGAAGAAAGAGUCAGUAGGCCUGAAUCCUUGUGGAAUCCAUGGGGAACAUCAAUGGGUCAAAGUAUUGGUGCAUCUUUGAAAGACACACUGCAAGUCACUUUACCUACUAUUCAAGGUGGAGCUAGUGCUGAUAGUUCUCCAUGUCCAUCCCCUCAUUCAAUUGCAUCUCCUUCUGUGUCCUCUUUUUCAUCUCCUAGCAAAGAAAGGCCUGCAGUUAGAGUAGCUCAAGAAUUUUCCCCCACUGCUGACAUAUCACAAUUCCCCACCCAUUCUGGGACUCAUGACUCACCAACAGCUUAUGUAACCGGGACCAAACCCAGUGAAGCUGCUCAAUCUCCAACUGCUACACGUCGAAUUAGUAGUGGAGCCAUCCUGAAAUCAGUCUGUAAUUUUAAUGUUCAAAGUAGUUAUGGCUUAGAUGUUGCUUCAAAUUCCUGCCAAUCAUUUGAAAGGAGCUUACUUGAAAGUCACCAUGUGGAGGGUCGGGAAUUUCCUAUAAUAAAUCCCUUAACAACUAUUCCUUUGUGGUCGGAGGCAAAUAAGGAUAUUUCAAUUGAAAAAGCUCUUUUACCUUGCACUGACGCAUUGUGUGCUGCUGCAUCACCUUUAAUGGAUGUAGAAGAAAUUUCACUAGAAGGCUUUGAUGAGAGGUGUGUGAUGAAUAACUACUUUGGUAUUGGAUUGGAUGCUAAAAUUACUCUUGAAUUCCACAACAAACGAGAAGAGCAUCCUGAAAAGUGCCGGUCUCGUACAAGAAAUUUGAUGUGGUAUGGUGUUCUUGGUGGUAAGGAGCUUUUACAUCAAACUUACAAAAAUUUAGAGCAACGAAUUCAGUUAGAAUGUGAUGGAAAGCGUAUUCCUUUGCCAUCAUUACAAGGAAUUGUGGUUUUAAAUAUAAACAGCUAUGGAGGAGGCUCGAAUUUUUGGGGUGGUACAAAAGAGGAUGAUAUAUUUGUAGCUCCAGCAUUUGAUGAUAAAAUAUUGGAAGUAGUUGCUGUAUAUGGCACUGUUCAGAUGGCUGCAUCAAGAGUAAUAAAUUUGCAGCAUCAUAGAAUAGCCCAGUGCAGAUCAGUAAAAAUUAUCAUAAAAGGGAAUGAAGGUGUUCCUGUUCAAGUGGAUGGCGAAGCUUGGAUUCAACCUCCAGGUUACAUAUGCAUCAUUCACAAAAACCAAACUCAAGUAUUAUGUAGGAAUAAGCAUUUAGAGUCAUCAGCAAAAAUGUUACAUGAUAAACGAAAUUCAAAUCGUUCCAUGCCUCUAAGUCCUUUAACUGAUGAAGAAGCUCAGCUGGUAGGAAAUUUUACAGAAACUGUAUUGAAUCUUAUUAGAAGUAUCAAAGUAACUGCAGAAUUAUAUUCAAAAGUAGAAGAAGAUUUGUUGCCCAUUACAAUACAAGUUGCUAAUCAUAUCGAGAAAUUAUAUCCUACUGGAAAACUUAUGGAAGGGGCUAUUACUCGGCAACUCCUCACAGAAUUUGUAGUUGCUGCUCGUCAUUUAUUGCAAGAGGUCUUUACAUUUAUUAAAGAAAAAAAUGACGUCUUUCAAGCAGAUAGUGAACUAGAAGAUAAACUGACUUCUAUGUGCCAAGAAAUAGAAAAGGAACUAAGAAACUCUUCAGAAAACCAAGGAUGGGUUUAUUUUCACUCUGAAGAACCUGUCAGCCAAGAACAGAAAAAGCACUACAAAGGCCUAUUCAAGCUCAAGUUCCUAAGUAAACAGGCUAAAAGCAAGACAGUUAAUGCAUCAUCAGGACAAGGGAGUGGCGGAGCUUGUAACUGUAGCAACACAGCUUGUGAGGGAUCAGGCUGUGGUACUCCUACAGAAACAGUGAGUUGUCUUUUUGGAGAGCUACCAGUUUCCUCAGUUCUGACAUGGGGUACAUCUGAAGUUGCACUCUGGCUGGACUCCAUUCAGAUGGGCGAGUAUAAGGAUAAUUUUAUCAGCCAUGAUGUUCAGGGACCUGAAUUGUUGCAUUUGGAAAGAAGAGAUUUGAAGGAAUUGGGGGUGACAAAGGUUGGUCAUAUUAAACGUAUCCUGCAGGCUGUUAAGGACAUUUCAACUCAUUCUAUUGGGAGGAAACUGGCUAUGUUAUGAUUGGUCUGUGUUAUAUAUGUAUAAUCCCUUCCCCCCUCUUUUUUAGAUGUUUAAAUUGCUGUAACAUUCCAUCAUUUUCCCUCUGUGGUACAUGUAUUGAACUUUAAAAUGAUGUUAUAUGUGCACUAUUGAAUUUGAUUUUGUAUACCUUGCUUCUAACCAUGACAUCGUGCAUCUCAUAGACUUUUUUACCACACACUUAUAUUGGUGAAGUUUGAUAUAGUGAUUGAAUAUAUGCAAAUAAUUGAGAAAGAUAAUCAUUUACUAACCUUGUGUUCAUGUUAGAUAUUGUAGAUAGUAUUAAAUUUAUGUGACUUUCAGGUGGAACCUGCAAUUAAAGUCUGAAUUUUUUAUACUAAUAUUUUAGCCUAAAGAAAGUAUUUGAGCUGACUUUAGUAGCUCGAAUUCUUUGAAGAGGUUAGUUCUAGGCUUUCAAAACAUUAGAUAUGUAUAUAUGAUAGAAUUGCCAUUUAUUUCCUAAAUUUUUGCCAGUUGAUCUAGAUUAGUAAUUUAUUCUUAUUUUAGUACAAUAUAGAAAAUUUUGCUGGAACAGAUAAAUAUAUAUGUGUGUAUGUGUUACUUUACAGCUGCAUAGUAAAUUUCUUUUUAUUUUGUAUUAAAGUGCAAUCUAGACUGAGGAAUAACAAAUCAUUUUCCCAGCACAAAUAUUUAAAUAAGCUUAUACUCUCUCUUUAAAAUAUCUUUUAUAAUUUUAUUUCAUAGCAACAAUAAACCUACAUUAGCUAAUAUUUGCACUUAUUUCAUAGAAAAAUACUUAUUAUAGUCAAAACAUUUAUGCCUUAUAACUUUAUAAUAAUUAAAACAAUCCUGUUAGUAUAUAAAAUAUUUAAAUAAUUCAGCUUUUUUGUUGUUGUUUGUAAAUUGGACAUGAAAAUAUUUAAUAUUAGUAUAAUGCCGAAUCUGCCUACUUUAUCCAAGUUUUUAAUUUCUUGUAUGGAACAGUUGUGCCUUAGAAAGUUGGGAAGAAAAAAAAGAGUGUAAUGGUUUUUUUUUUUUUUUGUUUUUGUUUUUUUUUUUUUAUUCAUAUUUUCUUUUGAAUCAUUUCCUGUUUUGACUAAAACAGGAAAUAUUGAAAAUAUGCCAUUUAUGUCGUUAAAAUAUAUCAAUUAUUUUUCAGUAAAUUAACUGUUGCAUAUUGUACCUGUUUUCUUGAUGAAAUGAAAAAGAGUUGCCAUUGCCACCCCAUGUAUUUAUGGGAUCCCUCUCUCACCACCUCAUAAUAUAAGCAACUUGUUUUGCUUAGCAUCAAAAACGGUCUUCAUAUGAACUCUUUUUUUUUUUUUUUUUUUUUACAUUCUUUAUUCAAUAUGGUGCAUUUUGGCUACUUUUAUAUAUCCUUCUUUAAUGCAUUUCUCUCUAAUCUAAAUAUAGAUUUGCUAAUUAUAUAAAAUCAUUUGUGCUGAAAAAAAUUUUAUCUUAAAGAAUUUUUUUAAUUUGCUAUAAUUUAAUGAUUAACUCACUUAGAAUGUGACAGUUUAAUGAAAUUAUAUUCUUCUAUCAAUAAAUUUCCCUUCUUAAAAUACAUAUCUAUAUUUUUAAAACAAGUAUUUUAAUAAAUGUUUCUUUUGUUGUAACAUUUUAAAGUUCAAAUUGUUAUUGUAAAAACAGAGCAUUGCCAUAUUUCAUAUUUAAAGAUAGCAGAAUUUGAAGUCAUCUGGUAAAAAAUAUUUUGUUGUUUAGUCUUACAUUUGGUUUCAUAAAUAUGUAAGAAAAAAUCAAAAUUAUUGACGUUAAAUAAACAUGCAUAUUAAAGAAUUAUUUAUAUGUACUUAUACAAAUAGAAUAGUUUUCAUUAUAUUUUUUUUUAUCAUUUUAAUAGUCUGAAAAAGUUUUUAAAAAUGCUUGGAAAUUAUGUGUCUUUUUUAAGAAGCAUUUAAUAUAUAGAAUGAAUUUCCAUACUGAACUGCCAGUGGGGAAAACUGAUAAUUAAAGUUUAGUUGUGAUUUGUUUAGAGAUUUGUCUAUAAAAAUUAAUUAAAUGUGUUUAUCUCCUUUUAAAAAGUUUCACUUGGGCUUAGAAUUGCUGUAGUUUUGGGCUGUAGAUUUUAUUGCUAUUUUCAUAGACUUACACAUUUGAAAUGUUUGUAAGAUUUGUGAAGUUUGCAAAACAUUUUUUCCCAGCUAGUCAAGGUACUUCAUUCAAUCAUGUAACUGAACAAAACGUAUUAACUUAACCUGAUAUAAUGCCUUUAAAGGAUAUUAGUAUUUUAUAAAAAGUAUAUAUACAUAUAUUUGUAUGUGUAGUGAAUUGUAAAGACAAAUUCCAUUGUUGUCCAUAGUUUUGCUAAAAUGUUUGGAAAAUAUUGGUGGUCAUAAAUGUGGGAGAAAAAUCUGUAAUGGUAGUGAUUUAUUUAAGCUUGCAUAUUUUUGCAUUUUCUUUAAAAUUUCUGUAGAUAGUUAAUUUCUAUGAAAAUAUAUUCAUUUGUGAUGUAUUUUGUAACAUUUUGUAAUUCAAAAACUGUAAUGCAGCAGCCGAAUUAAAAUGCAGUUUAUUGAAACAUUCAAAAAUUGUUUCCCCAAAUUCUCUACAUAGCCAAAUAUGAAUAGUAUUUAACUUAAAAGAAUUUUAUUGUAAUUUUAGCUCUCUAGUUCACCAUUGCAAAUUAGUCCCAUAAUUCAUUGAUUCUAGUAUCUUUAACAGUACUAAUUGAAUUAUAUUGUUAAGUGUACUGCAAACAUUACUUUUCCUUCCCAUAAUGCAAUUCUGUGCUAAUUUAAGAUUAUAUCCACAUUCUCUAUAUCUGGUGCUACCUGGCUAUUUCGUCCACUGCCUUUUAUCAUCCUACAGCACGAAAUAGGCAAUGUUUUAUCAACAAAUUUAAUAAAUUUUAAGUAUCCAUACUUCUUUUUUUUUUUUUUUUUUUUUUUUUUUCGCUUUUGGAUUUUUAAUGUAGAUGUGUUAGAUCAAAUUUUCUGCAUUUCAAUAUGAAACUAAUUCAUCUAUUUUUUUAAAAGUAGAAAUAAAAUGUAUUUUUGCUUAUGUUUCGCUAACACAUUCCAUGGAAUAUCCUUGUAUGUACUCAUAGUUUAAGAUUUUGUAACAUGUUAGUACUUUUUAAAAUUUGCCCAUAAAUUCAUUGCAACUUUUAAACCUACUGAUAAUGUGUAUUAAUGGCAAUUUGUAAAUUGAUAAAUAGCAUAAUUAGUGUGAUUUAGAAUUUCAUCAAAUUUGCCCAAAAGUAUUUAUAUUCUGAUUUAACUGCUCUUAUUAUAUGCACAGUUUUUAAAAUUUCAUCAUAUUCCUCUAGAUCUUUAUUACUAAUUUGGUUUCAACAUCAUAUUUAGCCACAUUUAUUAUCGCUUAGUAAUUAAAGAUACUUUUCUAAAGGACCUUAUAUGUUUUGAAAAUUCUUUUCUUAUAAUGAAUUGUUUAAUUUGAUAAACAUUGGAAUUUUGAAUUCUAAAAUCAGUUAUUUUGUAAAUGAUUCACUGUAAUUUAUGCUCCAUGAAUUCAUUGUACAAUUUUUACUGCAAAUUUUUAUAUCAAAUGAAGCUUGAAUUAAGUAUUAACUAUUUUCUAUUCUAUUAGUAAAAAUGUUUAAAUAGAUUCAAUUUUGUAUCAAAGAAUGCAAUUAAUGUAUGCAACAUGAGUUCUUUGCACUUACAAAUACUUAAUUUAAUGCAAAAUUAUUCAUUGUGUUAUGUUCAGAAAUAAUUUAAAAUUUUAAUCUUCAAUGUUCAUUAUGCUAUUAUAAAUGCAAUGCUAUUUUUACCUAAAAACUGCAUUCAAUAUUAUUCUGAUAUUGAAGAUGCUGUGUAUAUUUUUCUAAAAUCCAUAUGUUGAUUUUUAAUUUGAAAUACGUUUAUAUUGUAGAAAGAAUAACAUUAAAAAAUUCAGACCUUUUCUUUUAUAUAGUGGACAAUUUUUUCUCUUUUUCUUGGUUAUCACUAUAAAAUGCAUUGAUCCAAUAGCUUUUCUUUGUACACCCAUUAGUAUAUAGACAAUCAUAACAUUUCUUUGUAUUAUAUGACACUGUAUCAUAAUCUAUAUUUAUAUUGUAUAUAGAUGUAAGUUUUAUUCAUUUACUGUUUAUUUAUGUUGUAAGUAAAGCAAGUUUUUGCAAGAAAGACAGUAUGUGAAUUUUCACAUUCCGUGUGCAGACCAUGUGUGAAAGAAAGAUUUAGAUAUAUAUAUAUAUAUAAGUUUCACACUUCUGAUUUGUUUUAAAUUAAUUUUUUA